Striga asiatica is the source of this 1458-nucleotide messenger RNA. NCBI's taxonomy places the organism in Eukaryota, Viridiplantae, Streptophyta, Magnoliopsida, Lamiales, Orobanchaceae. The record is from the annotation of a GenBank genome assembly.
UGGAAAUCCUUGACCCAAAGCAGUCGUAUCCAAAGCGCUGUCUCCACACUUUUAAUACACCUGUGGGUCCCGGCUAUCCGGGCUUCCACUUUCGUUCUUCCUUGUUGCUGUAACUUCUCCCCGUACCAGAAUUUUACAACCAGCCUGAAGUUCAGCUCGAGCCUUUUCUCGAUCUCAUUGAUCAGAUUUUCAGCUUAGUUUGAAAUCCAGUAGACCUAAUGGCCCACUCCUCAUUUUGCCAUUCACGGAUCUGAUUUGAAAAUUAACACGCUUUUUAGUUUGAUUUCAUACGUCUGUUCAUCUGUUGUAGAUUUUGUAGAAAUUUUUUUGAUCCUUUAAUUGAUGGCGACGAGGAAUAGGACGAUUUUGUACAGAAGGUAUAGAGAUGCCCUGAAAAGCGUCAGGGUUCCAGCUGGCUCGUCACCAUCGAGCUCCGGCGGCGGGGGAGGUCCCGUGAUCGAGCUAUCGACGUCUUCUUUGCUUAACCCUAACCGAUCAUAUGCUCCUCUAAGUACUGAAGAUCCAGGAACCUCCAGUAUGGGUACAGUUGCAGUAGGUUUACCACCUGCUUGGGUGGAUUUAUCUGAAGAAAUUGCAGCUAACAUACAACUUGUGAGGGGAAAGAUGACGGAGCUGGCAAAGGCCCAUGCUAAGGCUUUGAUGCCCUCGUUUGGAGAUGGUAAAGAAGAUCAACGCCGGAUUGAGGCUCUUACUCAAGAGAUAACUGAUUUAUUAAGAAAAUCAGAGAGGAGAUUGCAAAGACUCUCUGCUGCUGGCCCCUCGGAGGAUUCUAAUAUUAGGAAAAAUGUCCAGGAAACAGUCCACAUAUUUGAAACGUCUUCGGCAGCAAAAAGAGGAAGUAUUUCUUUUGAAGUUACAAUAUCUGAACUGCCUAAAGCUGCCAUCUUGGGGCCUGAUGGUGUGGACUUGGAAAUGAACUUAAAUGGGAACAAGUCUAGAAGGGAUGAAGAUGAUUUGAAUGACAUGGGAUUCAGUGAACAUCAAAUGGCCAAACUAAAGAAAAGUGAGGCAUUCACAGCUGAAAGGGAGCGGGAAAUUCAGCAGGUGGUGGAAUCAGUCAAUGAACUCGCACAAAUUAUGAAGGAUUUAUCAGUUUUGGUGAUUGAUCAGGGUACUAUUGUCGAUAGGAUCGAUUACAAUAUAACAAAUGUUGCAGCCUCAGUUGAAGAUGGCCUGAAACAGCUUCAGAAGGCGGACAAAAGUCAAAAACAAGGUGGGAUGGUUAUGACUCUCUCUCAGCCAUCACUCUCCGGAGGGGACGACAGCACUAGAGCUCCGAUGGCGGACCCAUCGUCAGAAUCCAGGAUCACGAACGACGUGUUCUUGAGCUCAAAGUAUCUGAAGGCCGCGAGGGAGGUUCUUGAUGAGGUGGUUAGUAUUGGUGGAAGGCUCAAACAUCAACAUAACAUGGGCCUGCCUUGGUACUCUUGUUCGUAG